AGCGUGUUAUUCCCUCAGAGUAUGUAGAGUACGAAACACCAAGAUAACGAUUAUCGCCAUCACGUGAUCCGCGUCCGCUAGGGGUCUAGUGCGGUGCUCAACAUUUUCAUUCCACCCUUCUACUCCGAUACAGCAAAGGCAACGAUCACAGCUUCCUCUCCUCCUCCUCCACCUCCGCCACCUCCUCCCUCCGUCAACACUGCCACCCACCACAUCUCUCACGCGAUCUCACGGCACUCCCAAGAUGUUCAUGCAGUCAAUCCGUGCCGCCCGUGGCAGGUUCGCCCUCGCCCCGUCGUCGCAAUUCAAGUUGUUUGCCGCCAGGGCCAUCACCACCGAUGCUGCUAGUGCCAGUGUCGUAAAGGGCUCCGUGCCGAGUGAAGACGAUAAACCCUUCACAGUCAAGCUCUCUGACCAGUCGUUCGAGACUUACGAGUUGGACGGUCCUAGUAAUGAGUUGGAGAUCACCAAGAACGACCUUCGGCAAAUGUACUACGACAUGACGACUAUUCGUCGAUUGGAGAUGGCGGCCGACAAGUUGUACAAGGAGAAGAAGAUCAGAGGUUUCUGCCACUUGUCGACCGGACAGGAGGCCAUCGCCACGGGUAUCGAGCAUGCCAUCACUAAGGAGGAUGCUGUCAUCACCGCGUACAGAUGUCACGGAUUCGCCUACCUCCGCGGAUCAACAGUCAAGGCCGUCAUCGCCGAGCUGCUGGGACGCAAAGACGGAAUUGCCUUCGGAAAGGGUGGCUCCAUGCACAUGUUCUGCAAGGGCUUCUACGGUGGUAACGGAAUUGUCGGAGCUCAGGUUCCCAUUGGUGCCGGUAUCGCUUUCGCGAUGAAGUACCAGGACAUGAAGAACACUUGCUUCGCCCUCUACGGUGACGGUGCCGCCAACCAGGGUCAGGUUUUCGAGGCCUACAACAUGGCCAAGCUUUGGGACAUCCCCGCCGUCUUCGCAUGUGAGAACAACAAGUACGGAAUGGGAACCGCUGCCAGCCGUGCCUCGGCUCUCACCGAGUACUACAAGCGUGGACAGUACAUCCCGGGUAUCAAGGUUAAUGGUAUGGACGUUCUGGCCGUCAAGAAGGCGUCCGCUUUCGCCAAGGAGUACACGGCGUCCGGCAACGGCCCGCUCGUGAUGGAAUUCGUCACCUACCGUUACGGAGGCCACUCCAUGUCCGACCCCGGCACGACCUACCGCACCCGUGACGAGAUCCAGAACAUGCGUUCCACACAGGAUCCCAUCCAGGGUCUCCGCAAGGUCAUCCUCGAGUGGGGCGUCCUUUCCGAGGAGGAGCUCAAGCAGCUCGACAAAGAGGCUCGCGCUGCCGUCGACAAGGAGGUUGCUGAGGCCGAGGCGUCGCCCCCUCCGGAUGCGGACAUGAAGACGCUGUUCGCGGACAUCUACGUGCCCGGCAGCGAACCGAAGUGGAUGAGGGGGAGGACCGCCGAGGAGACCUACUACUAUUAAAAUGAGUAUAUGCACCCCUCGCUUUCCCCUCGUCGUCCAUUGCUGAUUCGUUUUGUUAUAGCUAGAGUGUUAGUGUAUAGUCUGUUGGGUUAAAGGGUUCUGUCCGUCGAUUGUCUGUUUCGUAUUGUCUCGGUUGCUGGAUUUCGUUGCUGUUGUUUUUUUUGGGUUUAAUCAUCUUUGCAUCCGACCUCUGUAGAUCAUCUCAGUUACAUGACCGUUUCCAUCCCAUUGUUUACAGCUGUUGGCCGCCAGCUCGAUAUGGGCUUCCCAUUGCCCUUCA
Tricharina praecox is the source of this 1754-nucleotide messenger RNA. Its product is annotated as dehydrogenase E1 component-domain-containing protein. The coding region runs from base 245 to 1474 and encodes 409 amino acids. The record is from RefSeq and is a predicted model, not a curated record. Lineage: Eukaryota; Fungi; Ascomycota; Pezizomycetes; Pezizales; Pyronemataceae. The transcript is spliced from 3 exons. Gene Ontology annotation, biological process: pyruvate decarboxylation to acetyl-CoA. Gene Ontology annotation, cellular component: intracellular membrane-bounded organelle. Gene Ontology annotation, molecular function: pyruvate dehydrogenase (acetyl-transferring) activity.